AUGAAUGUUGCGAGAAGUAUUCCAAAAUCUAAAAUAAGUAUAAACACUUCAACGUAUUCUUUAAUUUUUUCCCUAUUUUUCGCAAGGCUAAAAGAUUAUGUUACAAAUAGAAUAAGAGAGGUAAAGACUACUGAUAAUCAUAAAAAAGAAUGUAGACAUUUAAACUAUGAGAUAGAUGAAGCACAAGAACUGUUUACUACAAAUGACACACUUACUAUUCCUAGAUCUGUCAGAGAACAUUCAUGGAAGAAACAAAUUGAAAAAUAUUUACAAUAUACAUUGUCUAAAAAUUCUGAAAAUAAAUGUAAAAGAAUUUAUCCUUUUUAUCAAAGGGUUCAAAGAAACAGAAGAAAAAUGUUAGAAGAUUAUUGUGAAGAAAGGGAUAGAAAAAAAGAUGAAAUAGACUAUUUAGGUAAUCCAAGAGAUAAAUGCUUAGAAUUUAAUAAUUGGAUAAUUUCUCAGGAAAACCUUAUUACUAAUGCUUUUAAUAAUAAACUUUAUGGUGACGAUCAAUAUAAGCAAGCAUAUAAUAUUUGUAGUAACUGUACCUUGAGAAAUCCAGGUACUUUAUUUAAAAAAAUGGUUUGCAAAACUGAAGAGGAAGAAAAGAAAAACGAUAAACCUGAGAAUGGAAAUGACCCCAAUGGUGAUAAUCCAAAGGUGGUUGAAGAUGAUGAUGGUGGUGGAAAAAAAACAGAUGAAGAAAAUGAAGAAGAUGAGGAAGAAGAAAAACAUCCUGAAACACCUAAUAAUCCAGCAAUAGUAUCGGGAAGUGAUUUUACUGUAGAAUAUUAUAAUUCUAAUAUCGAACAAAUCUUAAAUUUUAAAUUUUAUGGAAAAGAAUUUCAAAAUACCAUAAAUAUUUUUCCUACGUUAAGUUUUGAUAGAAUUAAGACGUAUAUUUUGAAUAUAGUUGGAAUGGGAGAUUCAAGUAUUACGCCUACUAAAGGAAGCUUUAACUACCCUGUGAGAAUAGAUUUUACCAAUG
Plasmodium gaboni is the source of this 988-nucleotide messenger RNA. Its product is annotated as surface-associated interspersed protein 14.1 (SURFIN 14.1). NCBI's taxonomy places the organism in Eukaryota, Apicomplexa, Aconoidasida, Haemosporida, Plasmodiidae. The transcript has 2 exons. The record is from RefSeq and is a predicted model, not a curated record. The annotation marks the transcript as partial.